GGGAGGGUUGAUUGACGGGCGCGAGGAAGGGAGGGCGCGAGCGGCGUGAAACUUCUGGAAGGGCCGAGCCUCCGAGAAGGAAAGGGUUGUCUGAGGCUCAUGUGGCGGCGGCGAAGGACGUGGUGAAGAAGAAGCGGAGGAGGAGGACGAGGGAGGAGAGUGAGAGAGAGGAGGGAGGGAGGGAAGGAAGGGAGGAGGGGGGAAAAGGGGGCCGUUUUCAAGGGGUUUGUGAGGGGCGAGAGCCUGACAGGACCCGACCCGACCCCGGGGGGAAGGGAAUGAAUCACAAGGCCAAGAAGCGCAUCAGGGAGGCCAAGCGCAGCGCCCGCCCCGAGCUGAAGGAUUCCUACGACUGGACCAAGCACAACUACUCGGAGACUUACCCUUUGGCCCACAGCACCGUGAAGGACAACGUAGAGAGGGCGGACACCCUCCACCUCUCUGUUGAAGAAUUUAUUGAGAAGUAUGAGAAGCCGUACAAACCUGUCGUGCUGCUCAAUGCUCAGUGUGGCUGGGCAGCACAAGAAAAGUGGACCCUAGAACGAUUGAAACGCAAGUACCGAAAUCAAAAGUUCAAGUGUGGGGAAGAUAACGAUGGCUACUCAGUGAAAAUGAAGAUGAAGUAUUAUGCUGACUACAUGGAAACAUCAAAGGAUGAUAGUCCUCUGUACAUUUUUGACAGCAGUUAUGGGGAACAUCCUAAAAGAAGCAAACUUUUGGAGGAUUAUGAAGUGCCAAGGUUUUUCACAGAUGAUUUAUUCCAGUUUGCAGGGGAGAAGCGCAGGCCUCCAUACAGAUGGUUUGUUAUGGGCCCCCCUAGGUCUGGAACGGGUGUCCAUAUUGAUCCUUUAGGAACAAGUGCUUGGAAUGCUCUAGUCCAGGGUCACAAACGUUGGUGCUUGUUCCCUACAAAUACACCUCGGGAACUUAUCAAAGUGACAAGAGAAGAAGGUGGAAACCAACAGGAUGAAGCCAUCACGUGGUUCAUCGUUAUCUAUCCUCGGACACAACUUCCGACCUGGCCUCAGGAAUUUAAACCUUUAGAAAUCCUCCAGAAGCCUGGGGAGACAGUUUUUGUGCCAGGUGGCUGGUGGCAUGUGGUUCUCAAUAUGGAUUAUACCAUUGCUGUCACUCAGAACUUUGCCAGUGCAACCAAUUUUCCCGUGGUGUGGCACAAAACAGUGAGGGGGCGUCCAAAGCUUUCCCGGAAGUGGUACAGGAUUUUAAAGCAGGAGCGCCCGGAGCUUGCUGUGGCAGCAGAUUUAGUUGACUUACAGGAAUCGACAGGUAUUGCAUCAGACAGUUCCAGCGACUCCUCUAGUUCCUCGAGCUCCAGUUCCUCAGAUUCCAACUCCGAGCGUGACUCUGGUGCCGAAGGCGAUGGAAUGACACACCGAAGGAAAAAGCGAAGAACGUGUAACGUGUUGGAAGAUGGUAAUUCUCAAUCUCGCGACGACUGUGCAAGCAAAGAACGCAGCUCUUCUAGGUGACAUGAAGCAUAGUGGGGGAAAUACUCAAAUUGGCUGCCUAAAAUUACUGAUUCUCAAGACAAAAACCUGCGCUGCAAGAUGAAAACUAAUCAGUUUUAAGAAAUUAUUUUAAAUUCUGAAAUAAUUUUCUGUUGCCAGUAAUUGUUUUUAUUUACCUCCUUGGUAUUAAUGAUAAAGCCAGACAGAGUUAUGACAUUGGAAUAGCCUUUUAAAUAUCUACAAUAUGAAAUAGAUUUUUUUUAGUUAAAAUUAUCUGGUGGUGUAAAGAUAUUUUUAUAAACUGCCCUAAAUUAAUAUUAACACGCUGCAUACGGUUAUCAGACAAUGUUGGUGCCCAAACGUAUUAGGUUGUCUUUAUUACAGUGGAUAUUUCUGUUCCAUGUUCUUCUUGAAGUGAAUAAAGUUGAUUGCUGAAUAAA
Messenger RNA from Callorhinchus milii (elephant shark), 1909 nucleotides. It is a transcript of the gene jmjd6, whose product is annotated as jumonji domain containing 6, arginine demethylase and lysine hydroxylase. Gene Ontology annotation, cellular component: cytoplasm; nucleus. Gene Ontology annotation, biological process: phagocytosis. The record is from RefSeq and is a predicted model, not a curated record. Gene Ontology annotation, molecular function: P-TEFb complex binding; histone H4R3 demethylase activity. Bases 279 to 1490 code for a protein of 403 amino acids. Lineage: Eukaryota; Metazoa; Chordata; Chondrichthyes; Chimaeriformes; Callorhinchidae. The transcript is spliced from 6 exons.